AAUCUGGAAAUGCACCUUCUCUCCAAUCCUGCACUCAUAUUUUGCCAUCAUCCUUUCCUCUACCUUUUGCAAUCCCCACCUUCAGAAAAAGCCUAUUCAUACUCGGGGAAUGGUAUCUAUUUAAAACCCUUUUGUGAAUCCAUCAGUAGCAUAUGUAAUUUAAAGAGAGGUACUUCAAGUAUCUUUACAUACAACUGUCCUGAAUCAUUUUGGCUUGCCAACGGAACCGUAGGUGAAAGAAUGGGUGAUCCGUAUAAUGUGGUCAUCCCGGGACCAAUUUAUGACAGUGUGAAUAAUAAAAAGAAUAUGAGAAUAAACCCCAUAGAUUUAAUUGUUUCGGCCAUGUAUACAACAGGAAACGAAAAAAACCUUAAUGAUUCUGAAUUUGUAACUUUGGAUGGUGGAAAAUUUGGGAUUCUAAUGCACUGCCAAAUUUUCUCUUCAACAAUUGAAUAUUUGGUUACUCUUGGAUCGCUUAAAGUAAACUCAUUUGGGAACUUGACAAAUGUACAACUUGUAGCCAUUGCCUCCGCAACAAGAAUAAUGACACAGCUUGCGAUAGACGAUGUCAUGGACAUAGCAUACAGUAGAAAUAGUACAUUGUAUCUUAGUGAAUUUGCACAACGAUUUGCCCAGGAAACCAUCUCUUCGUUUGUUGGCGCCGUGCAAGAAAAUAUGAGUGGAUAUGAUUAUGUACUUGAAGCGACCCAAGACGAAACAAUUGUACCACUAUCCGCCGUUCUACUCUAUGUUUUAAUUAUUACAUUGCCCCUGUGGGUUUUCUCUGGAGUUGGUCUUUGCUCUAUUAGAAAUCCUUCGACUGGUGUACGCAUCAACUGGAUACUUGCCGAAUUCCUCUGCGCACCACAAAGAUUAUUCUACCGGGUCUUUACUGAAAACAACCAUGAAAGAGAUGAUUUUUGGGAGAGUUUAUCGGUACAGGAAAGGAUGAUGGCAAAAUAUGAGUGCAGGAUUGGAGAGAAGGUGCAUUUCCAGAUUCUAGAAAACAAUAAUAGAAGUUUGGCUCACAAAGAAACCAUAUGA
Messenger RNA from Acaulospora morrowiae, 1044 nucleotides. NCBI's taxonomy places the organism in Eukaryota, Fungi, Glomeromycota, Glomeromycetes, Diversisporales, Acaulosporaceae. The record is from the annotation of a GenBank genome assembly.